Molecule: messenger RNA, 970 nt
Organism: Puntigrus tetrazona (Sumatra barb)
Lineage: Eukaryota; Metazoa; Chordata; Actinopteri; Cypriniformes; Cyprinidae
Gene: chrac1
Product: chromatin accessibility complex subunit 1
Exons: 3
Coding region: 56-412 (118 amino acids)
Cellular component (GO): CHRAC; nucleus
Molecular function (GO): protein heterodimerization activity
Source: RefSeq, a predicted model, not a curated record
UUUGAAAGUCUGUAGAUUUACUUCCGUUACGCGGCUGGUGCUAACAGAAUAGAACAUGUCUGAAAAAAACAUGGAGGAAAAAGUUGAGAAUGCUACAAACACUAAAAAUAUAUCUCUGCCCAUGUCGAGGGUGCGAUUAAUCAUGAAAAGUUCUCCCGAUGUGUCCUGUAUUAACCAGGACGCUCUUUUCUUGACAACAAAAGCAACGGAGCUUUUUGUCCAGCACUUGGCUCUGUCCUCAUAUAAAAAUGGUUCGGGUCAAGAGACAAACACGCUGUCGUACAGGGACCUGGCCAACACAGCAGAGGAGACGGAAACGUUUCAGUUUUUAACCGAUAUCCUUCCUAAGAAAAUCUUGGCCAGGGACUAUCUGAAGUCGCUGGAAGACAUGGAAAAAGACGAUGAUGUCUGAGGAAAUCACUGUGAACUGAUCCUGACCACUUCCUCGCUAAAACUGUGGAUUAAACUCGCAGGACAUUGUCUCACAAAUCAGGACAUUUCACCCAAAGAGUUGUACUAAUACACCUCUGUUGUUUUAGAGAGGUAAUGUACAUGUUUUACUUAAUGUAGUCUGUGUGUUUUAGGACCCACUUACACUAUGCGUUGUGUUAAAAUGUCAAAAUAGCCGCUACACUGAAUUCUCAACUGAACCACUGUGAGACCAGGUUAUAUGGUGUUUUAUUACUGCUUGAUUGAAUCUGUAUGUUUAGGGAAGAUCCAUACAUCUGUGCAGUCCAUUCCAUUCAAUGUGAAAUCAGACCUUGCUCACGUCUUCAAAUUGAAAAUGCUUUUCUCAGGGUUUAAAAUGUAUGUUUCGUGGCCACGCUUUAACAUUUUAACCACUGAGGAUAAAAAUGCCUUUAAUUCAUACUUGACUCUGGGCUGUAGCUGAAGAUUUAUAUAGCGUACUGUAUCGUUUUUAAAUGCUUGAACAGUCUUAAUUUUGUAUUUGAAUAAAUACUUUUGCUGA